UAUCAGCUCUUGCCACAACGUUCUCUUUUUCUCUCUUUCAACACUCUCUCUCUGCUGUGUCUUUGCCUUUUCUUUCUCUCUUCACCGACCAUUUGCCGGCGAAGUCGCCGUCGCCGUCGCCGGAGGGAUUCAUUAUCCGUCAUUUACUCUUUGCAAAGAAACAAAGCUUUCUCUGUAGUAUUCAAGGAUUGAGAGAGAAAAACAAAUGGAUGGGACUAAAGAGAUGGGGGGGCUUAGGAACGUGAGCUCAGUGUGUUCAAUAUCCGAAAUGGAUGAUUUUGAUCUCUCUCGCCUCCUUGACAAGCCAAAGUUGAACAUAGAGAGGCAGAGAUCGUUUGAUGAGAGGUCUCUAAGCGAGCUCUCGAUCGGGCUUGCAAGAGGAAUUGAUACCUUUGAGACCACAUAUUCACCUGGUGGAAGGUCAGGGUUUAACACACCAGCCUCAUCAACUCGCAACUCGUUUGAGCCUCACCCCAUGGUGGCUGAUGCGUGGGAGGCUCUACGGAGGUCUUUAGUUUACUUCAGAGGCCAACCGGUUGGUACUAUAGCAGCAUAUGACCAUGCCUCAGAGGAGGUCUUAAACUAUGACCAGGUUUUUGUACGAGAUUUUGUACCCAGUGCCCUAGCUUUUCUGAUGAAUGGUGAGCCUGACAUAGUCAAGCACUUCCUGUUGAAGACACUGUAUCUCCAAGGGUGGGAAAAGAGAAUAGAUCGAUUCAAACUUGGUGAAGGGGCAAUGCCAGCCAGCUUUAAAGUUCUCCAUGAUCCUAUUCGGAAAACAGACUCUCUUGUUGCAGAUUUUGGUGAGAGUGCUAUUGGAAGAGUUGCUCCAGUUGACUCUGGUUUCUGGUGGAUCAUUCUUCUUCGAGCAUAUACGAAGUCUACUGGAGAUUUAUCCCUGGCAGAGAGACCAGAGUGUCAGAAGGGAAUAAAGCUCAUUUUGACGCUCUGCUUGUCGGAGGGGUUUGAUACUUUCCCUACCCUUCUUUGCGCCGAUGGAUGCUCCAUGAUUGAUCGCAGAAUGGGUAUCUAUGGUUAUCCUAUUGAGAUUCAAGCACUUUUUUUCAUGGCGUUGAGAAGCGCUAGCUCAAUGUUGAAACACGAUCAAGAAGGAAAAGAAUUUAUUGAGAGAAUUGUGAAACGUUUGCAUGCCUUGAGCUAUCACAUGCGGAGUUACUUCUGGCUUGACUUUCAACAACUGAAUGACAUAUACAGAUAUAAGACUGAGGAGUAUUCUCACACUGCUGUAAAUAAGUUCAACGUUAUUCCUGAUUCAAUCCCAGAUUGGGUGUUUGAUUUCAUGCCAAUUCGUGGAGGCUACUUUAUUGGCAAUGUUAGUCCUGCAAGGAUGGAUUUCAGAUGGUUUGCUUUAGGUAAUUGCAUUGCCAUUCUGUCUUCUCUUGCAACCCAUGAACAAGCAAUGGCUAUCAUGGAUCUCAUUGAAGCUCGCUGGGAGGAGCUGGUAGGAGAAAUGCCUCUGAAAAUAGCCUAUCCUGCGAUAGAAAGUCAUGAAUGGCGAAUUGUAACUGGUUGUGAUCCUAAGAAUACCAGAUGGAGCUAUCAUAAUGGAGGAUCAUGGCCAGUGCUUUUAUGGUUGCUGACUGCUGCAUGCAUCAAAACGGGACGACCCCAAAUUGCAAGAAAAGCGAUUGAUCUUGCUGAGACCCGUCUUCUGAAAGAUGGCUGGCCAGAAUAUUAUGAUGGGAAACUUGGCAGAUAUGUUGGUAAACAGGCAAGGAAAUACCAGACAUGGUCAAUUGCUGGAUACUUGGUGGCAAAGAUGAUGCUGGAGGACCCUUCACACUUGGGGAUGAUUUCUUUGGAAGAGGACAGGCAAAUGAAGCCUGUGCUCAGGAGAUCAUCUUCUUGGACUUGCUAGGGGGGCAUGAUAUAGAAAAAGAAAAGAAAAGAAAAGAAAAAAAUAGGGAAAGAACACGGAAGGUGAGAAAUGCGGGGUUUCAUUACAGCACCAUUCUUUGGCGUUUGUCCUCGUAGGUUUGAUUGGACUUUUGGUUUUGUGUACAAUAGUUUCUGCAAAGACCAUGCCCUGCUUUUCAAAUAAGAGAUGCAUUUUGCUGUGUUUCAAUAGUUUUUGAAUGGCAUCUUCGAAAUGCCGUAAUCGGUUCAUAUUAGCUUUUGACACCAGCAAUGGAACAAGAUAUGUGUUAAUUGCCGAUCAAGGACUGGAAAAGUUCCAUGAAAUACAGACUUUUGGAUUCAAAUUUGAUGCA
Molecule: messenger RNA, 2231 nt
Organism: Populus nigra (black poplar)
Lineage: Eukaryota; Viridiplantae; Streptophyta; Magnoliopsida; Malpighiales; Salicaceae
Product: probable alkaline/neutral invertase D
Exons: 5
Coding region: 206-1879 (557 amino acids)
Biological process (GO): sucrose catabolic process
Molecular function (GO): endo-alpha-N-acetylgalactosaminidase activity; sucrose alpha-glucosidase activity
Source: RefSeq, a predicted model, not a curated record